AUGUUCAAAUUAAUUUUGGAAAGUUGUUUGCUCACCGUUGUCCUCCUCCUUUUUCUGUUUUCCAAAUCAUCGAAUAUCGUCUCCGCUGCCUGCAAUUCCUGCUCUGUCGGGUCUAAUUUAGCCUGCGCAUCGCAAACGCAGUUCCAAGUAUGCGUCGAUGGCUUACCAACAGGAACGCCGUUGAGUUGCCCGAGCGAAUACAUUUGCUCAACAACUGCUGCAAACAUUUGUGUACCGAGUGAUAACACGAGUGUAGAUGGCGAUUGCACUGAAUGCUAUAUUUGUGAUGCUUCCCAAACCUUUGCCUGCACUGGUGUUCGCACUUUCGCCCUAUGUCUAGGCACCAAAGCCGUUAGUAAUAUAGGUGGCAACUGUGCGCUCUAUCUUGUGUGUAGUAUCGACUAUCCGCACAUAUGUGGCGAUGAAACCAUGAUUCCACCCACGUGUCCUACCACAGUUGACAGUCCUACUACGACGACUACUUCAGGUUCGGUAAUUGUGACAAAUCCAGUUGCAUAUUGCCAAACUAUACAACAAAAUGGUCGUUUUGCAGUUGGAAAUGAACUUAAAACAACCUGUCAGCAAUAUGUCUACUGCUUCAUAAAUGGCAACGUUUGGAGUGGCGCGAUCUACUACUGUCCAAGUGAUACUUAUUUUGAUACUUCCUCACGGUAUUGUUCACCAGUUGUACCGGCCCGUUGCGUUAGCUCAACACAGUUGUUGUAUUUGGGGGCUUCCGAACCAAGCUUCGACGAUGUCCAGGGAAUGGAGUGAGCGAUAUUUUUACGAUUUGGAAAGAUUAAAAAGUUAAGUAGUUAUAAUAAAUAUUUGAUAUGUUUUUUGUUGAUGGUGGAAUCUUUGUAGAAUAUUUUAGUAGUUAAAGGUUUGUAAAGCACUCGUUAUUAUGACGAACUGUGGUUACUACCAAAUCGAUUGCUUCAUUUUGCCACAAACUAUAUAAGAUGUUAAAUCUCUUAAAAUAUUGUCAAUUUUAUAGUUUUUUAUGUUUAAU
Messenger RNA from Bactrocera tryoni, 1012 nucleotides. RefSeq lists its product as uncharacterized. The coding region runs from base 1 to 774 and encodes 257 amino acids. Gene Ontology annotation, cellular component: extracellular region. NCBI's taxonomy places the organism in Eukaryota, Metazoa, Arthropoda, Insecta, Diptera, Tephritidae. The record is from RefSeq and is a predicted model, not a curated record. The transcript has 4 exons. Gene Ontology annotation, molecular function: chitin binding.